Molecule: messenger RNA, 3192 nt
Organism: Oryza sativa Japonica Group (Japanese rice)
Lineage: Eukaryota; Viridiplantae; Streptophyta; Magnoliopsida; Poales; Poaceae
Source: RefSeq, a predicted model, not a curated record
CAUGCAGGGCGAGAGGAGGAGGGCGCGUGCUCCGUGGGGACCACCAGACACGGGCGGUGCACUCCUCGAGCGUUGGAUCAGCCGCGAGAGACGAUCCGACAGCCGAGAUGCGUCCGGUUCAGGCUUCCCGUACCGUGCUUUUGUUGCUUCGAUGGUUUUGAAGUUUGAGGUGGAGUGUGGUUUUCUGAGUUGGAGGAGGAGGCUGAUGAGCACCGAAGCUUCAUGGUGUAUUGAUCUUGCUGUGUGUGUCUCAAAGUCUCUACCAGUGCGUGCGCAAAAAAUUAGACCACGUCAAUUCGUUUCUCUUGUCUGCUUGUAUUUUCCAGUUUGUUCAGUUAAUUUUGGUGUGUUGCGGGAGUUCAGUUUCUGAAAAUUUAUUAACCAGAUGCCGCCUUCGGCCUUCUUGUUCUUUUCGCUGUUCCUGAUGCAGGAUGCUUCUUCUCUAUGUGUCUCUCUGACGUGUUCUCUUGGUUUAGUUUCUGUUUGGAAAGAACUCCAUGUUCUCUCUGACGUGUUAUCUUGGUUUAGUUUCUGUUUGGAAAGAACUCCAUGUUCUGUUCAUACAAUGAUUUCUGCAUGUGUAGCUUGGUUAAACUGCUUGUUUUUUUUUCCCUUUUUGAUGAGAAAUCUUCUGAUUCUUUGCAUAUCAAAGAAGCUUUCAUCUCUUGAAUCUUAGAUUUGGGAUCCUUCUAAGCCCAACGGUUUUGGUUCUGCAAGAUUGUACAAUUUCUUCAUGUUUGUUACCUAUAUUUUACUUCUCAGUGACGCUGUCAUGUUGUAUUCUUCUUGCUGAAUUCUACUAUAAGUGCACGCUGCUGUCUCUGUUUUUCUUCUUCUGUUCACUUCAUACUCUGUUUCGAAUUAUUGAAGUUUUAAUACACCGAAGAGGUGGCCAUACCGGGAGGAAAUUGAUUGUCCUUGUACAAUACGCCUUUUCUGUUUGUUUCCUCUUCAUUUCACUUUGGAAUUUGGUGUUAUGAUUUGUGUCAGUAAAGCUUAUAUGGCGUUCUUACAAAACCUUGUAUGCAUUUUGUUCACAGUAAUAUUUUAUUUUAAUUAUUCUUUGCUUGAUUCUUGUAUAAGAUAUAAGAUUAAUGUGCAAAAUACUGCAGCAUUGCAACUGAAGAUUGAUACUCUCAUGUUAUAUGUCUCAAAAAUGCAUUUAGGGGCCCUGAUAAAUAGUGUCAUAUCAUGUUAUGUCUAGUUGACUCCUUUUCGUGUUUUUACCAAAGCUCUUAUGUAUUUAAUUGAUCUGUAGUGUUUUGUAAUUGUAUUCACUUUACUCUUUCUCCAUAUUUGUCAAUAAAGUUAUUGUAUAUUUGUAUUCAUGUUAUUAAUUUUCAGCAAAACAAAGGUCUGCUAUGGGUAACAGCCUUCCUGUAGAAUCAAAGUUCACUGAUGAAAAAGAGAAUGACAGAAUUAAGUAUGUUGUGUCGUCUAUGCAAGGAUGGGGUGAGAAAAUGGAAGAUGCUCAUGCAGCUAUUCUAAAUCUUGAUGAUACCAUGACGUCAUUCUUUGGCGUUUAUGAUGGCCAUGGAGGAGCUGAAGUAGCAUCAUAUUGUGCAAAACGAUUUCAUAUUGAGCUUUGCAAUCAUGAAGACUACGACAGCAAUCUAAGUAAUGCGAUGAGGAGUGCGUUUUACAGCAUGGAUGAGGACCUGCAACUGUCCGAUGCUUGGAGGGAGUUAGUUAUUCCUCGUAAUAAUGGAUGGAUGUAUUUUAUCAAGGCUGGUGUCUGUGCUAACCUUUCGCCUUUCCCGCAGGCAACAUAUACUGCGCCAUCAUAUGAAGGGAGCACAGCAUGUGUGGUUGUCAUCAGAGGUGACCAAUUGAUUGUUGGGCAUGCUGGUGAUUCUCGUUGUGUACUCUCAAGAAAUGGUCAGGCCAGUGCAUUAUCCGUCGAUCAUAAACCAGACAGUGAGUCUGAAAGAGAGAGAGUUCAGAAUGCAGGAGGAGUAGCUGUUGGGUAUAGUUAUCGUAAAAUAAUGGGGAGGUGGGUAACCAAGAAACAAUGGGGCUUCACUGAUUUUAAGGGAAGAGUAUCAAUCUCAAGAUCAAUUGGGGACUUCGCUUGCAAGAAGAACGAACGUUUACCUCCUGAAGAUCAAAUGCUGACAUGUAAUCCGGACAUCCUGACUAUGGACAUAACUGAUGACAUGGAGUUUCUUGUGAUAGCAACUGAAGGCCUCUGGUGCAACAUGACAAAUCAAAAUGUGGUUGAUCACACACAUGACCGUCUUUUGGAGGGUGCAGAAGCGCGUGUCAUCUGUGAGGAGCUUGUUCAGUUUGGCUUGCCAUCGGGCGACAACACGACCGUCAUCCUGGUUCUGUUCAAGCCCGGCGCCUUCCCUGCUGUUCCGCCGGUCGACACCGACACUGACACUGACAGCCACAUUGACGAUGAUGUCGACCCCACCGGCAGCAACAAUGCCACCGCGUCCGACAACAACGACCCCGCCAACGAGGUUGAUCCCACUGCCAAUGCCGGGUCUGACGACAGCAACACCGGCGACGAGGUCAAGGUCGACGCCACUGCCACUGCCGUCGGCAGCAGCAGUACCACUGCCGUGGCUGCUGACGAGGGCACUGGCAAUCCUCCUCAUGGCGCACUAGUUGACACCGACGACGAGGACGGGCUGACCUACUCCCAGGACAUGGACUUACCCCCGGCGUCGACGUCCCCCCCAACCUUCCCGGACGAGGACGACCUCCCCCGGUCUAACCCGGACAAGUCCCCCCCGCACGUAUCAAUCUUAUUCAGAGUUUGAGUCCAGAUCAGGAAAGGCCAGAAGCUAUAGCUAUGAUUCGGAAGGAGUAGUUCGUUUCCACUUGAUUUUUGUCUAGCAAGUCGAAGAUGAUGUGUGAUGAUGCAUGCAGGAUGAUACUUAUCGUAGGUGGUAGUAGCACUGUGCAUUGAUAGGAGUAGUUUGUUUCUGCUACCUUGAUGAUGUGUGAUGAUGCAUGCAGGAUGAUACUUAUCAUAGGUGGUAGUAGCACUGUGCAUUGAUAGGAGUAGUUUGUUUCUGCUACCUUUGGUUUGUGGUUUUUGCCUGCUGCUUUGCAUAGGAGAUUAAGAUUUUGCUUGUCAGACUCAGAUAACUUCAAUUAACUGUCUACGAAAUCUCGCUCACUGGUUUUUGAGUUGUGAAGGUGAUUGAUCUAGUGAUGCUUUUUGUUGUUGUUCAUUUUGAA